AAUAAGACAAAAGACAAUGGGAAAGCAAGAUUGGAUUUAGCCAUUUAUUAUGACCGAAGAAAACUGCACAUGGGAUAUAAUACACAUGGUAAGCUUGUGAAACCUAAUGCUAGUUAUGCACUGACAUUUGAAAAACAAAAGCUUCUAUGUGCAUGGCUAAAACAGUUGCGCUUUCCAGAUGGGUUUGCUUCCAACAUAUCAAGAUGCGUCAACUUGAAUGAGUCCAGGUUAUUUGGGAUGAAAAGUCAUGAUUGUCAUGUUUUUAUGCAACGACUAAUUCCAGUUGCUUUUCGUGGUUUAUUUCCAUCUGCUAUUUGGGGUCCUUUGACCGACAUUAGUAACUUCUUUCAUUCACUUUGUUUCACGGUCAUUAAAGUUACUAAGAUGCAGAAGUGGGAGGCAAAGAUUGUUGAAAUAAUUUGAACCACCAUUAAUUCUGCAGAUGAAAUUGAUUAUUAUGGUGUCUUAAAAGAGGUGAUCGAGUUAUUGUAUUAUGGACACUCAGGCCAUCAAGAGACUAUAAUAUUGUUUAAUUGUGAUUGGUAUGACACGAACCGAGGAAUACGUGUCAAUGUUGAACACGAAAUUGUUGAUGUCAAUCCAAGGUUUAAACUUUCAACGGGGGAGCCAUUUUGCCUUGCUAGUCAAGCACAACAAGUCUAUUAUACUCCAUAUCCAGCAGCCACGGAUAGAACUACCCGAGGAUGGUUGGCAGCAUGUAAAAUCAAAUCUAGACAUCUAAUUAAGACCUCAUCUACCUCAUCUUCAGAAGAGGUUGAUGAUAUGUUUCAAGAUGAUGACCCCUUCAUAAUGCAAGGCUCUUCAUUAGCUAUAGAUUUAACUGCAUACCAAUCACUUCAACUAUGUGCAGAAGGUGUUACAGAAGUUGAGAUUGAUGCUAAUACAUCUGAAGAAGAGGAGGACUAUGGAGAAGAAAAAGAUUCAGAAUCCUCAGGAAAUAGUGAUAAUGUUGAGGAUGGUGAUGAUAGCGAUGAUAGUUCAGCAAGGAGGAGAUCUUCCUCCUCAAGAUCACAAGAGCAACACAAUUUUAAUCACCCACAACUGUUUACUGAUAGUAACGUAGCUCCGAAUAUACAGCAAAUGAUUGAUCCAUUAAUGAAUUAUAAUUUUGCACCUAAUCAUGAGAACGAGGGCCCUUCAUCCUUGACGGGGAAAAAAGGACGGAGCAAGAAUUUCAAAGGAAUACGCCCUCUAGAAAAUAGAGAAAGCAAGAAAUGGGUUAAACUCACUGAUGAUAAGCUCCAAUUUGCUAAUCCAAACAUCCCUUGGGCUAUCACUUCACUAUGGAAGUCACGUUUUGAUGGCUCGUAUUUCACAUACGAGCGUGUCCCCCAAAGCAAGAUUGCUAAAAUUUAUAAUUGUUUCAAGACACUUUACCUGUGGGAUCCUGCAGAUAAUCGCCAUGUGCGAGAUGCAUUCCUAAAUUGUAUGAAGCAUAGAUGGAGUGACAAUCUCAGGGAUGAGAAGUUGAAAUGGGACAAGAACUCAGCAUAUGUCCCAUGUUGGAUCCCAACUCAUAUAUGGCCUCAACUGCUGACAUAUUGGGACUCUGAUGAAUAUAAGAGGCUUAGUGCAAGGGGAGCAAAGAAUAUGAGCUCUGGGGAAAGGGUGACUCACACCACUGGGUCCAUUAACUUUGGCAUCCAUGAGAUGCGGAUAACUGAGUCUAGAGGUGGUGUGCAACCUCCCCAUCAGGAGAAAUUUAAGGAGACGCACACCUUCAGAAAAAAGACAGGAAAGGAUCAAGAGUCAGCAUGGAUCAAUGAAAAAGCAAAGUAUCGAUAUGAUAUUUAUGUUGCGGAGUGCACAGAGAGUCAUGGCUCUGAUGCUAGUUCGUGGCCACGCAUGGAUAACGAGGCAUGGGUUAAGGCUAUUGGAGGUUGCUCAUCUAAUUUCAUGCCAGGGAUUGGCUCCCAAGUAAAUCCAGAGAUGGUUGGUUUUACUUACAGGAAAAGACAACCUCAAGAAAACUUAAUAGCAGCACUGAUGGCGUCUAACUAUGAGGAGACACAGGCAAAAGAUCAUGAGGAGUUAGAAAGACAACGACAACAAAUUGCUUUGAUGCAACAGCAGCUGGCCAAUAUGAUAGAAGCUCAGAAUAAUAUGAGCCAGACAAUUGCACAGUCUGUUGCAGCAGCUCUAGCCGCUCAUGGCAUCUCCCUUCAGGUAGGUCAUCAUCCAGUUGCCCCACCACAACCGUCACAUGGUCCUGGCUCAGGGUUAAUUACCAACAUGAUUCUCGUCGGUAACUAAGAAAACAAAAAUAAAAAAUGGUGCCUAAACAAAUUGGUGCCUAAAAUUUUGGAGAUGAUUUUGAACCUGCAACGAAGAUCUUUGUGUAGUUCAGACGUGGUUUUUGUCGGUGAUUUACUAACAUGGCCCAAAUUGCGAAGCAUUUUUCCUGCAUUGUCAGACGUGAUGUUCGUCGGUGAUUAGCACAGGGCUCGAGGCUCCUCUAUAUGUGCAGACGUUAUGCUUAUCGAUAAUUUACCGACGUGGGAACCAGAGAUGUUUUCCGGUGGACUAUUCUGGCUCCCUCUUUGCAAGAUGUUCUUUGUCGGUAAUUAUGAGUGCGUUUACCGACGUGAUUUUCAUCUACGUCGGUGAUUGAAUUACCGAGCUCGGUUUCACCGAGAAACCCAUUACCGCGUGAUUCAAGUGGGCAUUUUCUUUCACCGACCAGAUUCCCUCUUUUUCUGACAUGGUUUCUCGUCUGUGAUACAGUGAAUUCUUGUAGU
Rubroshorea leprosula is the source of this 2759-nucleotide messenger RNA. NCBI's taxonomy places the organism in Eukaryota, Viridiplantae, Streptophyta, Magnoliopsida, Malvales, Dipterocarpaceae. The record is from the annotation of a GenBank genome assembly.